AUGAGUGACAGUGGUGAACACGAGGACGUUGGGGGGGUCGACUCUUUUGACGAAGACCUGGAUCCGACUGAGGACCUAUUUUUUCCCCUUUUGGAGCACACGAAUGCGCCCGCUGCUGCUGAGCAGGGGCAAACGAAGUCAUAUCACGUCAAGCAAGACAGCCCCGAGCUGUACGCCCACCGAAACUCGGAUUACUCCAUUAAGGUGCAGCGUCUCCUCUGGAUCGAUGGCCAGGAAAAAGCGCAGGAAUGGAUUAAUGACCCUGACACGAAAAAACCAAUCAAGCGAGAGGUAGUGCGCGAUUCGACACUUGUUGUGCUCAAAAUUCAAAUGUGCUCUGAGAGAGCCGACCAGAGAUUCAAGUGGAUGAAAGCGACCCUUUCCCUGGAAGAUGGCAGACGCGGUGGAGAGAACCACCCGGAAGUUGAAGCAUGGGCGCCUUGGCGCGAGCUGGAGCGCGGCAACGAAGUAGUCGGUCACCACGAGGUCGCGAAGCAAGUAGAGGCAGGCGCCAAGUUGGGGUAUCAGGGCAGUGAUAUUUCAGUUGGGCGAGGUCGGCAAGAAAGCAUAUCGUGGGAAAAGACCCACUUCGACGUGGGUCACUCCUCAGCUGGAUCCAAGGACGGCAAGCAGAACAGUGUGACGUGGUACACUGAGGAGAACGACCUACAAAACCAAGGAAUCAAGCCUGAGGUGUGGGUUUCCGCCCUGUUCUCGCGGUCAUCGCCGGCACCAUAUCUAGUCAAGUUUGACAUCUAUGUACACGCCGGCAAACUCGACGAAUUUCAUCAUAAGACCAAAAGAUUCUUUGGCAUUGGGCCAGGGCGCACGAAAGCCUUCUUCGUCACACCCGGAAAGCAGCAGAUUAUUAAGGGCGAAGGGGUGGACAUGAUGGACGGCAUCGACGUCGGCGACUUUGGCAAACUGAGAGAUAAGGCGCUGAACACGAGCCUCCACGUAACCUGGGGCCUGACGGCCCACAACAAAAACAGUCAUACUUUGGCUGCGGACAUCGGGGCCAUGGAGACCCCCAAGGCUGCAUAUUUUGCCAAGGGCCCGGGGAAAGAGGCCAAGGAAGGAGCCGAGAAGCCCCCCGAGCAGGUGAAAGCAGCGGAGGAAGAGGGAAAGGAAUGGAUCAAGAAGGCGAUUCCCUCUGGAUUUCAUGAGAGCUCGCCUUCCAUGUCGUGCCGCAGACCUUCAGCACAGACUUGGCCGGCGCUUACGACUGCUGGCAUUACAGAGUACACCCGACUUGUGGCGGUCGAAGGUCGUGUCGCAGACACCGAAGCCCGCAUAGCCGCCCAGGACAAGUUCAUUCUGCAGUUGCAGCGUGAGCUCAUGUCCAAGGAUGUGCAAUUGGCUAAGAUGGAGCAGGCAAUUCAACAGCUCGCCACCUUACGGUCCGGGCCAGCCUGA
This is a messenger RNA of Diaporthe batatas, 1416 nucleotides long. RefSeq lists its product as uncharacterized. The record is from RefSeq and is a predicted model, not a curated record. Bases 1 to 1416 code for a protein of 471 amino acids. NCBI's taxonomy places the organism in Eukaryota, Fungi, Ascomycota, Sordariomycetes, Diaporthales, Diaporthaceae. The transcript has a single exon.